CAUGUUGUCAAAAAAUCUCAAAAAGAACCACUAAAGAAAUAAACACGUGCGACUGGUUGUUGGAUUGAUAAAAUUUCUUCCUUUACCACAAGAGUUCAUACAAAAUUUAAAAAUGAAAAUAAGGAAAAAUCAUCACCGUAAGCGUUAUCGUUACAGUGUAAAUAGAAAGACAAUGAGCAAAACGCGUCAAUCCACCGGGAAAAUAAAGGACCCUGAAAUGAAAAAGUUGUGGAUAGAAACUAAGCGCAACAAGAAUUUUUACGAAAUGGGUCUAGCUUCCGAUCCCAAUAAAGUAGUGCCAAUACCAAAUUUCAAGGAUAGCCGCCUAAAGACUGUAAAGAUAGUAAAUGGUUUUGUUGAGGAGGAAAUGGACGAUGAAGAGCUAAAGGAGAAAGUAACGGAUCGCCCAAGGGGUUAUGUCAUCGAGCAGUUAGAAGCAUCUGCCACUGCGCCGAGAGAAAAGUUGUUAAGGUUACCCAAAAACUCCGUGGAUCAUUUGAGUUAUUUCCUAGAUAAGUAUAAAUUUAACUACAAAGCAAUGGUAACGGAUAGACGAAAUUAUUUGCAAUGGACAUGGAAACAAUUUCGCAUGAAAAUACGAAAGUUCAUGUCAAUUCCCGAGCAAUUUGACGAGUUCUUGAAACAACGAAAUUUAAAACCUGGUGAAAAGCCGGCGUGGGAGGAAUACGAAUCAGAUAGCGAAUGGAAGUAAUUGUAAAAUAAAAUAAUGUAUAGCUUAAUAAGCAGUAAAAGAGCUCCUCAUAAAUAUCCAUCUAUGGGUAGAACAACAUCAAAACGCACACCAUAAAAUGGAGCAGGAGCUCGGCCAAACACCCAACAAAGGGUGUGCGUGCCAAUUUUAUAUAUUAUAAUAUAUAUGUAUGUAUACAUAAGGGUUAGUUUUAAAUAAAUUUUACAAUAACUCAAA
Molecule: messenger RNA, 928 nt
Organism: Anastrepha ludens (Mexican fruit fly)
Lineage: Eukaryota; Metazoa; Arthropoda; Insecta; Diptera; Tephritidae
Product: nucleolar protein 16
Exons: 3
Coding region: 113-712 (199 amino acids)
Biological process (GO): ribosomal large subunit biogenesis
Cellular component (GO): nucleolus
Source: RefSeq, a predicted model, not a curated record